GUUUGACUGACAUUGUCAAAUUGACAAAACAAAUUCUUUCUUCUUGACAUUUUGCUCAAGACGAACGUUUACUUUUCGGCAUUACACGUUUCGUGUCGCUAAGACUUAAAAAAUGCGUUACGUGGCCGCGUAUUUACUGGCUGUGCUCGGAGGGAAGGUGUCCCCGGCUGCCGCGGACGUGGAGAAGAUCUUGAGCUCGGUGGGCAUUGAAGCCGACUCCGAGAAGCUGAAGAAGGUCAUCGCUGAGCUCAAUGGCAAGAGCAUCGAGGACUUAAUAGCUCAGGGCCGUGAGAAGCUGUCGUCGAUGCCGUCCGGAGGCGCCGCGCCCGCUGCCGCCGCCGCCGCCGCUCCCGCCGCCGCUGCUGAAGAAAAGAAAGAAGAGAAAGAGACCAAGAAGGAAGAAUCCGAAUCAGAAGAUGAGGACAUGGGCUUCGGUCUUUUCGACUAAUUUUAUACUAAAGAGUGCGCGGAGUACGCGGUCGUUAUUCCAAUUUAUCGUAAGCGUAACUGACGGCAUUUAUGUUUCUAUGAAAUAUAUGUGCUAAAAUACA
This is a messenger RNA of Ostrinia nubilalis (European corn borer), 551 nucleotides long. RefSeq names its product large ribosomal subunit protein P2 (gene RpLP2). The coding region runs from base 113 to 448 and encodes 111 amino acids. Gene Ontology annotation, cellular component: ribosome; cytosolic large ribosomal subunit. Gene Ontology annotation, biological process: translation; cytoplasmic translational elongation. The transcript is spliced from 5 exons. NCBI's taxonomy places the organism in Eukaryota, Metazoa, Arthropoda, Insecta, Lepidoptera, Crambidae. The record is from RefSeq and is a predicted model, not a curated record. Gene Ontology annotation, molecular function: structural constituent of ribosome.